GCAGCAAGAAACUCCCCCACCUCAGAAUAAGCCUAUAGUGUCACAGGAGCUGUCUGUUGGUAGUAGCCGCUCCUGGGCAAGCAACAAGCAGACACAGCCAGAUGGAUCUUCACGAGUGAGUAGCCAUUUUCACCAAGAGUUUCCCAGCCUGCAGGCAGCUGGCGAGGCUGAGAAAGGGGAUGGGCAAGAUGAAGAGCUUUAUGGACCAGGCCCUAGUCUCCGACCCCAAAAUGUUGGUAGUUGGCGUGAGGGUGGAGGCAGAAAUUUAAACACCCCAUCCAGCCCUACUGAGAUGGACAGCAGGGCUCAAGCGGAAGGAGGAGCAAGUCAGGGUACUUCUACCUUGUCAGCAGAACCCGAUGAUUCUACUCAUAUUGUAACCACUGACAGCCAAAGAGAGAAGGGGGAAAGAGAGAAAUUGCCCCCCUCUGCCCCUGCCCAACCUAAACUUAACGGGGGAGAAAAACUUCCUGCAGGGGUACCAACUCACUUCGACCCCGCUUUCAGAAGCAUGAUGCCACCUUAUGUAAGUUGGUUUGAUGUUUUAGAAUAAAAAUUGUGGUACAGUGUUCCCUCA
Oryzias melastigma (Indian medaka) is the source of this 577-nucleotide messenger RNA. RefSeq names its product protein PRRC2C. The record is from RefSeq and is a predicted model, not a curated record. NCBI's taxonomy places the organism in Eukaryota, Metazoa, Chordata, Actinopteri, Beloniformes, Adrianichthyidae. Gene Ontology annotation, biological process: cell differentiation.